Messenger RNA from Gadus morhua (Atlantic cod), 2426 nucleotides. It is a transcript of the gene las1l, whose product is annotated as LAS1 like ribosome biogenesis factor. Gene Ontology annotation, biological process: maturation of 5.8S rRNA; maturation of LSU-rRNA. Gene Ontology annotation, molecular function: endonuclease activity. The record is from RefSeq and is a predicted model, not a curated record. Lineage: Eukaryota; Metazoa; Chordata; Actinopteri; Gadiformes; Gadidae. Gene Ontology annotation, cellular component: Las1 complex; preribosome, large subunit precursor.
AUGUGCGCAUGCGCAGUAUUAUGCACAUGUGCAGUACGGAGCGGAUAUCCAGUGGCUUCCUCAAACCAGCUCAAAUCUAACAUCUGGUACUUCUAAAUGAAGAAAAUAUACAUUCUUAGUUUUUAUUAUCAGUUUAAAGAUAUAUAGAGCUGACGUGGACCGAGUGUACAAGUGUUUAAAAUGAAGAAGAAGAGCUCCGAGAAGAAGCGCCAUGUGGUGGCAUGGAUCAACAAAGCCGAGUGGGAUCAGGUGCUGGAAUAUGUCUAUUCAAAGGACUCCUCAUUGCAGAAGUAUGCCUUGCAUAGAAUAUCAGCGUGGAAGGUCCGGUUCGCCAACAGCACCCCGGUGGCCGUGGAGGUCACAGCAGACCUGGUGAGAGCCCAGAUCCUGGCGAUCGGGAGGCUGGAGGGUGACGACCUGGUUCUCUUGUAUGGGACAGCGCUGGUGAGGUUUGUGAAUCUAAUCACGGAACGACAGCAGGGGAGAGUGGCUCGUCCUUUGAGACUGCUAGCUGGCAGAUUAAACCUCCCUGAGUGGAUUGUAAACCUUAGACAUGACUUCACACACCGAAAGUUGCCAAAUUUAAAUUGGUGUAGAAAGGGCUGUAAGCUCAUUCUAAACUGGCUACAGCAGGAGUACUGGUCCAGACAGCUGGGAGGAGGGGUGAACGAGAGCUGGAACUCACAGUCAGAAGGAGAGGAUGAGGAGGAGGAAGAGCUGAAACGGCAGGAAGAAGGGCUUAUUGCUAGGCAGAAAGAGAUUGAAUGCUACACCACUGCGCGAGAACUGCUCAUCUCUUAUUCAAAAGAACAGUAUAACUCUAUUGAUGGACUCCAGAAGACCCUGCCCGGUCAGCAGCCAGUCCUCUCUGAAGAGGUCAGCUGGGUCAUCGCUCAGAUCACACACUUUGCGCGAGACUCUUUUGAAACACUGUUUGAUGUUUUGGUUGAAGAUGGAUUCUUAAUCCCGACCGUUGCUCAGCUGGAAUCAUUGGGUUGUGAAACGUUUGAAGAUUUCCAUUCCACUGAUCUCCAACUGCCCCCAAUUUAUCUGCGCUUUUGGCUCCCCCUCCUUAAGCUCUUUAACUCCACAUUGUUCAUCAAUAUGCUUCUGGAGAAACUCUUUGUGGAAUUGAAGGAGCUCUCGAAUGAGCCCAAUGAUCACAGGGCUUUCUACAUCUCCGCUUGGAUCUCCGAGGUCAUCGGCUGUAACAUCAAUAAACCGGAUUGCCAUUUUGAAACCAAAGUCCACAAGAAAGCGAGAUUCAAGGACCUGAUAUUUGUUCACCGCAUUCAGCUGAGAUGGCAGCAGCUGCUGACGGCCUGUCUGGACGCUCCCUGUUUCAGCACCAAGCACCUCCUACUGCUCAUCCUGGACGACAUGGAGCACCCCUUGCCCUCCGAGACCCGCCACAAGCUGUUGAAGCUCUGCAGUAUCUACACACAAGGGGCCCAUGAGGACGCCGCCGACCUCGCGGCCGAGCAGAGGGGACAGCCCAUAUACACGUUGGAGAGUCUGCACGAGAAGCAGCGUCACGCGCCACGCCGACCGGCGUCCGACUGCGACGCCGGUGCAUUUCUCCAGGGCCAACCCGGUGCCGACUUCCCGGCAGAAAACGCUGCAUUGCUCAAGGGCUCUCUGUGGCAGGUGUGCACGGAUAAAGUGAUGUGGAAGAACUAUCCACUGGGCAAAGUCCCCGGACAGUCGGAAGAACCCUCCGGGUUGAUGGUGGAGAGUUACUCCACCAUGGUUGUGUUUGACCAGCCAGUAGAGCUAGAGAUCACUGCACAGAACGCCCCCGGAGCCUCGGGGGCCGCCAGGGCCGCCAGCGGCCUGCCCUGGUCCCUCGGUGAUGUCCUCAAACUGAAGUCUGGACUGCAACUCUUUUAAAUUCAAUUAAAUUCAGAAGCCACUGAAUCUGUUUUUGUUGGGCUAAUGUUAAUGUUAAAGAAAUAGUACAUGUUGCUAUUCAGCAAUCCACGAGACCCCUAAUGUUCCUCGUCUAUUUUCUUUCAUGUGUUUUUGUUCGAGUUGUGCAGUUGUGGAAAAUGUAUGUCAAAAGUAACUCCACAUAUGGGUAGGGUUAACCCUUACCCUUACUUUUUUUGACUCAACUUGGUGCUGCACCAAAUGUAAUGGCCUCGCUCAUCAUUUAAUUCUGACAACUCAAUUAAACGAUGUGCCCCGUGUUUCAACAGCAUUUAGUUAGAUUCCAUUUUCUUUAGAGAUAUAAUAAAUAUAUAUAGGGGAGAGUGGGGUAGUAAGACGCACCAAUUUUUACUCAUAUUGUCCUCGAGGCAAGGAAAAAUAAGACAAGUUAAAUUAAAAUGUCCACCAAUUUACUUUUUCAAGUUGAUGUAUUUCCUCAAAAAGGCUUGUAUAUUUGCUGAAGGUAACCUGAAAAAUAAAUAUAUCAAACCGGUCAA